Phialemonium atrogriseum is the source of this 2780-nucleotide messenger RNA. Its product is annotated as muts domain V-domain-containing protein. Gene Ontology annotation, cellular component: nucleus. Gene Ontology annotation, molecular function: ATP-dependent DNA damage sensor activity; ATP binding; mismatched DNA binding. Gene Ontology annotation, biological process: chiasma assembly; mismatch repair. The record is from RefSeq and is a predicted model, not a curated record. Lineage: Eukaryota; Fungi; Ascomycota; Sordariomycetes; Cephalothecales; Cephalothecaceae. Bases 21 to 2780 code for a protein of 919 amino acids. The transcript has 6 exons.
CUUCUAGGAAGUUCAGCAACAUGGAUCAAGUCUGUCUGAGGAAUGUCGUGCAAAUCAUUGACAAAUUUAGCACCAUGGCGAGCGAGUCUUCCGAUACCGUUCAUCCUCAAGGGGAGGCCGAUGGCGACACCCUUUGUGAGACGAUCAUGGCCAUAGAUAUGAAAGAGAGUGGUCAAGUUGGCUGUGCUUACUACGUUGCCAUCGAGGAAGCCUUGUGUCUUCAAGAAGAUAUUGCCAUGGCUGGCAUGGAGCUUGUCGAGACGCUGCUCCUCCAUGCACAGCCCACGACGGUGAUCAUCACUAACCGAGCGCCGGACAAGUUGAUUGAAUAUUUGGAGAGUGGUGCCCAGAGGGUUGACUCUGAUCAAUCCAGUGACAUCAACGGGGUAUAUGCCCUACGCACUGUUGGCUCAUCCGAGUUCAACUACAACGCCGGAAAAGAGAGGCUACUCAACCUCAACUCGGAGUUAUUCGGACCCCAAUCCACCUUCUUUACCUCUGUUGCGGAAGAUGAUAUGGAUGACGCAGCAGGGGCUAGUCAUGACGGCAAGCAGAGCAAGUUGAUGAGGCUCGCCACACACAUCAACCUCGAUAGCCAUCUGUCGAUCGGAUGUGCGGGCGCCGUGUUGAACGAACUUCAGCGCAGGCAAGCUGCCAAGUAUUUGCCCGAUGAUCCAGACGCAAUCCUCGCCUUCCGGGUCAGGAGCAUUAAGAUGCUGUCACUUGCCGACUCCAUGUUUGCAAAUGCCGAUACUCUGGCAGCGCUCCAGAUACUUUCUUCUGAGUCUCACCCAAACGGCCAGAUGCAAGGCCCGGACAAAUCGAAGUCAGGGGCAAAGGAAAACCUCUCCGUCUAUGGGUUGUUCAAGUUUCUGGCCUCUACAUCCCAGGGCAAGGCUAGAUUGCGGCAAAUGUUCCUCCGACCGAGUCUUGAUCUUGACCUUAUCCAUGAACGGCAGAGGACCAUUUCUGUCUUGCUCCGGCCGGAGAACUCUCAAGUGUUAUCAAGCAUGGUUAAGAUGCUCAGGAAGGUCAAGAACGUCAAGACCUCCGUCCUUCAUCUCCGCAAAGGUGUCGAUCUACCCUCUCGGAUAAGGUCGGUCAAGAAGGGGGUUUGGAUGGCGCUAUCGAGAUUUGCUCUUGUUUCCAUCGAGCUCAGGGAGGCAGUUCGCACUCUUUCCGGUGGAGAAAAUCUCGCUAUCGCCUCAAGGGUGGUCAAUGAGAUCGAGCCACGGGACAUUGUCAGAGUCGGUGAGAUGAUACACUCGGUCAUUGACUUUGAUCAAUCGAUGGAGAGCAACCGAACAGCAGUCAGGCGAGGUGUCAAUGCUGAACUGGAUGAUCUGAAACACAAAUACGACGGUCUCGAUGAUUUCCUCUCCCAGGUUGCCGCGCGCCUGGCGCAAGUGAUACCCGAGUGGGCUUGCGAAUACGUGCAGAACUGCAUCUUCUACCCCCAGCUUGGGUUUCUUACAGUGGUCAGCCUGAACCCAGAAACAGGAAGGGGGAACUACGAAGGCGAAGGCCUUGUCGGCGAUAUAUGGGAAACGAUGUUUGUGAACGAAGGCCACGUCUACUACAAGAACACCAUGAUGAAGGAGCUGGACGAACAGGUUGGGGACAUUUUUUGCAUGAUCGUUGAUAAGGAGAUUGAAAUCAUCCACGAACUCGGCACAAAGGUCCUUGGGCAUGAGGACGCGAUGAUUGCCGCCUCGGACUUAUUUGGGGAACUUGACAGUUUCAUCGCGCUGGCGCUGGGCGCGGAGAGAUAUCGCUGGACGAUUCCACGGAUGACAAGGAAGAACGUGGUCAAGAUCCAGGGUGGACGUCACCCUCUCCAGGAGCUAGUAGUUCCUUCAUUCAUUGCGAAUGACUGUGGUAUACAUGGGGGCUGUGGAGCCCGACCUGAAGAAGACGAAGACAUGUCAAUAGAUGGGGAGGAGGUGCCGAAUGGGCCGAGCAUGUUGGUCUUGACGGGACCCAACCACUCCGGCAAGAGCGUCUAUCUCAAACAGGUGGCUCUCAUUGUCUACUUGGCACAUAUCGGGAGCUAUGUGCCCGCGGAGCAGGCAACCAUUGGCCUGACUGACAGGAUCCUGACGCGGAUAGCGACGAGGGAGAGUGUGUCUAGAAGCGAGAGCGCUUUCUCGAUCGAUUUGAGACAGGCAGCGUUCUCCAUGAACUUUGUGACUCGGCGGAGCCUUGUGCUUAUAGACGAGUUUGGCAAGGGAACGAAUGCAAACAACGGCGCCGGCUUGAUGACGGCUCUGCUUGAUCACUUUCUCAGCCUGGGCGAGGAGACGCCCAAGACCCUUGCCGCCUCGCAUUUCCACGAGAUAUUCGAGAACGGGUUCCUCGAGGAGGACGACAACCUUGCCUUUGCACACAUGGCCGUGAGAGUGGACCUCGAGACCACAGACCCCGAAAACCAAGUGACGUACCUGUUCCAGCUCGUCCCCGGGCGGAGCACGUCUAGCUUCGGGAGCAUAUGCGCAGCCAUGAACGGCGUCGACAGCGCGGUGGUCGACAGAGCCGAAGCCCUCGUGCUCUUGUUAGCGCGAAACGAGGACCUCCAAGCCGCCUGCGCGAAGCUCUCGGACGAGGAGGAGCGGAAACUCGAAGAAGCGGAGGCGGUGGCGAGGCGAUUCAUCGAGAUGGACAUCCCCACGCCACCGCUGCGAAGGGGUGGUAUGCAGAGGGUCACCCCUGACGUUGAUCUCUUUCGGCAUAUGCUGCGCGACCUCGUGUCUCCGCGACGAGGGUCAGGUUCUAGCCCAUAG